AGUUAUUCUCGUCCAUCCUCCCGGGAAAGACUCUCAAGCUUGGACUCAGCCACGCCUCCCCACCUUGGCCCUACCCACAUCCUGGUCCCGCCCCCUUCGGGCCCUAGCGUUCGGUUUCCAUGGUUAUAACGUUGCCUCCUAGAGAGCCCAGCUGCCCAGAAGGCCCCCGCAAAGACCCCGGGGAAGAAUCGGCCAGAAUGCCUCCCACUCAGGCUGAAAGUGUUAUAAAGAAUAUCAUUCGAGAAAUAGGACAAGAAUGUGCAGCCCAUGGAGAGAUUGUUUCUGAAACUCUGGUUGCUUUUAUGGUGAAAGCUGUUGUCCUGGACCCAAGUAAUGGCUUUAACACGGAUAGAACUCUCGUGAAAGGCGACGUGCAGAAACUUGUAAAGCUUUGUGUGACUCGGCUAUUGGACAGUAAAAAUCCUUCCCUGGACACCAUUAAGAUGCAAGUCUAUUUUGAUAUGAACUAUACAAGUCGAGAGGAAUUUCUCGAAGAACAUCACCGGGUCAUAGAGUCUAGAUUAAGCUCUGUUAGCAGAGAAAUUACAGAUAGUCGAGCAUGUGUUCGAGAAGAGCUGGAAAGCCUCUACCGCAAGAUCGUCAGCUACGUGUUACUGCGCUCUGGGCUGGGGUCCCCAACAGACAUCAAGAUUGUCAGAGAGGCAACAGCUGCCCUACAGAGUGUUUUUCCUCAGGCUGAGCUUGGGACAUUUCUAACUCUUUCUAAGAAGGACAGAGAACGCCAGCUGAAAGAGCUCACCAUGAUUGUUACUGGAAUUCGUUUAUUUAACCGAGACUGUGGAAAGGGAGGAGAAGGCAUUGAUGACUUGCCAGCUAUUCUACAGGAAGCAAUCCCAGCCACCACUCAGCAUGUUGAUUCCCAACUUGAGGUGGUCCAGGACCAGGCAUACCGCUACACAGCCAUCCUCGAGAAAGUAGCAGAGAACCCACUCUUGAGUCAAGAACUUCAGCCCUAUAUGUUAAAAGAAGCACUAUAUAACGUGCGACAAUAUGAGUUCUUCCUUCAGAUCAUUUUGUCGGAUAUAAUUACUUGUGCUCAAGAAGUGGAAAUGAUGAUAAAGCAGUUAGGAGCCCAACUGGAACAAUUACAAUUUACUGUAAAAUCAAAGACGGCUGUCCCAACAUCACAAGUCUUUCCCAUCUUCAUUGCCCUUUCCAAUCUGUGGACUAGCUUUCAGGAUGAAGCUGUUUUGAUUAGCAUCCUCAGUAAUUUAUCUACUCAUCUUGAGCCAUUUCUGGGGACUCAUGAACUGUUCUUUCCUGAGAAAGUGAUGCAAGCUCUUCUUGAUGGAGUGACUGUGAAAACUGAUGCGUGUAGAAUGAAAGAGCACAUUGAAGAGAGAGUAAAUCCGGCGGAUUUCAGAAAACUAGAAUGGCUUUUCCCAGAAACAACAGCCAAUUUUGAUAAAUUGUUGAUUCAGUAUCGAGGAUUUUGUGCUUACACAUUUGCUACAACAGAUGGUCUUCUUCUUCCAGGAAAUCCAGCAAUUGGAAUUUUGAAACAUAAAGAAAAGUAUUACACUUUCAAUACCAGAGAUGCUGCAUAUUCAUUUGCAGAAAAUCCUGAAAAUUACAUUGAUAAAAUUAGAGAAAAAGCCAAAAAAAAUGCAGAAUUGAUUCAGCUACUGGAACUUCAUCAACAGUUUGAAACCCUUAUUCCAAAUUCUCAGAUGAAAGAGGUUGACAAACAUUAUAUAAAACCAAUUGCAAAGUGUGAAAGUAGCACACAGACGGAUACACAUUUAUUGCCACCAACAAUUGUGAGAUCAUAUGAGUGGAAUGAAUGGGAAUUAAGAAGAAAAGCUAUAAAAUUGGCCAAUUUGCGUCGGAAAGUUACUCACUCGGUACAGACUGAUCUUAGUCACAUGAGAAGAGAAAAUUGUUCCCAGGUGUACCCUUCAAAGGAUGCUAGCACACAGUCAAAGAGGGAAGCCAGCAGCCAAGUGCCCCGGCCCCAGAUUUAUGUAGCUGGUUUCCGCGGGGGCCAUACCAAGACCACCUGUGAAAUCAAGGUGAAUUUAACUAGAGCCAUUGAUGAAAUCUAGUUAGAGACCACACUUUUAACGUAGAUACCACUAAAUUGUGAACAAUGGCAAAUAUUUAGAAGUAUUUUUGCAUCCAUGAAAAUUAGCAAAUUUUGUGGGGCUGGCACGUUCAUUGGUGGUAUGAAUGUUUUUGGGUUCUCACCCAUGUGCACUGUCAAACUGCUACAACAAAUGAAAAAUCGUUUUCUGUAAUACAUUUUUCAUUCUAUUAAAAUUGCAAAGUAAAACUCUGUCCAUUCCUCUUUGACUUGUAAGAAAAAGUUUGGCAGCAUUAAGACUGAAAUUAUUAGAUAUUAAUAUAAGAUGAUUAGAUAUUAAUAUAUAUAAGAUUGUUAUGCAUGGGAUAGAAAUUUAUUUAGAUAACUUUUUAUAUAUUGAUAUAAGAUUAUUGUGCCUGGGAUAGAAGUUUAUUUCUAAAAUCAUAUUUAAUGUUGAACAUUAAAAAUUUAAACCAUAAUCAAUAUUUUCAGCUUCAUUAGCUAUUAAAUGCACCAUGGAUUAAAUUGAUAUGUAAUAAGACCUCACUAAUUUGGAACAGUUGGAACAAAGAUCCACAUGAUGUUUUUAUUUUUUAAAAUUUUAUUUAAAAAAGUAUUUAUUUAUUUUUAUUAUGUAUUUUUAAAAAUUUAUUUUGGCUGCACUGGGUCUUAGUUGAGGCAUGCAGGAUCUUCGUUGUGGCAUGCGGGAUCUUUAGUUGCAGCAUGCGGACUUCUUAGUUGCGGCAUGUGGGGGGCAUGUGAACUCUUAGUUGCGGCAUGCAUGCAGGAUCUAGUUCCCUGACCAGGGAUCCAACCUGGGCCCCCUGCAUUGGGAGCGCGGAGUCUUACCCACUGGACCACCAGGGAAGUCCCACAUGAUCUUUUUUAAAAUCUGGAAAUUUUACAUGGAAUCUGGAUUCUGGCCCCUUGAAAAGAUCGGGAUAUCUAGCAGCACUCGGCCAGCAUUCCUGUAACUAGUAGCUUUGCCCUUUCGUAGGGCAGGUACUUCUGGUUUUAAUUCUUGCUGCCUUAUGGGUCUCCUACUUCACUCCUUUGACCUAUUUGCCUAACUCCAUAGGUUGUGUUUAGGGCCCCUGUCAAUUACUGAUAGCCACAUUUUAGAGCUGUUGUUUUGUUGCUGCCUUACACACUCCCAAUACCUAAGCAUGGAUAAUGAAGUCUCUCAAGCAGACGGCCUGUUAAGCCUGGGGGCAGGGGGUGUCAUUUAUAUUUAGCACGUAUUUUUGGCUUAGGUGACUCUUACUAAGGUGUUUGUAUAAUUUAUUUUCUAUGUAGGUUAAAUGUUACUUAUAAUAUGAUAUGUUUCAAAAUCCAUUUUUCUCAGAUACUAUGAAGGUAAACUUCAAACAGA
This is a messenger RNA of Orcinus orca (killer whale), 3416 nucleotides long. RefSeq names its product cilia and flagella associated protein 206 (gene CFAP206). The transcript is spliced from 13 exons. The coding region runs from base 120 to 2066 and encodes 648 amino acids. NCBI's taxonomy places the organism in Eukaryota, Metazoa, Chordata, Mammalia, Artiodactyla, Delphinidae. The record is from RefSeq and is a predicted model, not a curated record. Gene Ontology annotation, biological process: regulation of flagellated sperm motility; regulation of cilium beat frequency; sperm axoneme assembly. Gene Ontology annotation, cellular component: ciliary basal body; axoneme.